GUGGGAUUCUGUCUUUUUCGUAGCUAGCGCCUUUCGUAAAUCUUUUACAACUGCAAUUUUGCGGAAAUAUGUUUAUCCUCGCCGUCUGGGGCUCACGGCGGCGAGGCCUGUCCCAUGCUCGCCCACGCCUGACUCGGCCGGGCGUCAACCAGCGUCACGAAAUCGAGGGUGGCUUCAACGCCAGCCUCCAUCACCCCGUCCGUCGCCCGAAACCGAAGUUGAAGUUAAAGAACAUGCACGGCCACAAGAUCGACGUGGAUCCGCAAAACCCUCCACUUGUUUCCGAUGUGCGAGAUGUGCGUGCUGGCUGCGGCUGUGAUGUUUUCAAUGUGACCAUCAAGAACACGCAAAAGGCACACACUCAUCAUAAUUUCAAAGGGUUCCGGUCUUGA
Molecule: messenger RNA, 392 nt
Organism: Neurospora hispaniola
Lineage: Eukaryota; Fungi; Ascomycota; Sordariomycetes; Sordariales; Sordariaceae
Exons: 3
Coding region: 69-392 (107 amino acids)
Source: RefSeq, a predicted model, not a curated record